CACACACACACACACACACACACACACACACACUUACACACACACUCUCACACACACACAGUCAUACACUCUCUUACACAUGCACACACUCUCUCUCACACACAAACACACACAUAGUCACACUCUCUCUCUCUCUGUCACACACACACACAGACAGAGGGAAGCGUUUGGGAUCAAGUGGAAAAAGAGAAACACUCCCGUCAGUCCUCUGAGCCUCAGACAGCUUCAGUCACAGAGAUGAGAUUCAUUAUUCUAAUCUGGACGUUUCUCUUCAUCUUCCAUCUGACCACAGAGAACAUCUCAGUGACAGUGAGUGCUCCAGAAAAGCAUUCUCUUGUGCUGAUGUGCGACAAAGCUUCAGACAUCGACUGGAGCCACGGGCUGAGAAGAGUCAUCGCCUCUAAACAUGGACAGCAGGUGUCUUACCUGGACCAGAGAAAACACCAGCUGCUUUCAGAUGGCACGCUCCACAUCAGAGACCUGCAGCCGUCCGACGCAGGACAAUAUUACUGUAACGAUCAGCUGAUCGCAAAUAUCGCCGUUCUCAAAGGCCAAAACUUCACCAUUCUUGCAGGCACAACUGUUUAUCUGCCAUGUAAAACCUCUGAUAAAUUUAAGCAGAGAUGGGCAUUCAAGCGAACUGCUCAGUCCAGAAAAGAGUUCAUUUCCACGCUCUAUAAAAACAGCACAGUGAAGAAAGAGAGAGACGAUCCGACGUCCAGAUUCACUCACACCAUCAACCACCUGAUCAUCAGCAAUCUCCAGCUGCAGGACUCGGGCCUUUACCUGUGCAACAACAGAGAGAUGGCCUUCCUCACUGUGACCACAGAUGUUAACAACAACAGUCCAGAAAUGAAUAACAAUCUGUCCAUCCUGCUGGCUCUGUGUUUACUGGCGAUCAUCUGCGUCUGCGUUCUCUCUGUGAUACUCAGCUGCAGAAGAACCAGAACAAACACUAGAAAGGAAUCAGGGCCGACAGAUCAUACAUCAGGUCUGCCGCUGCACAGCAUGACAGAUGAAGGCCGCUGGAUGCCGGACGCUCACGAGGAUACAGGCGAGAUGCAGUACGAGUCUCUGGAUGUUCAGCAACAGAAUGUCAUUUACUCCACACUUCUCAUACGCCCGAAGAGUUCAUAAAAACAACGCUCUCUUUAAUGCAUUAAUCUGCUCAUUUACUGUUUACACUGGACAUGUACAGUAGAUAAGUGCAAUAUUGAGUGAUUUUCAAUUAUACGUACAUACUAUAUAAACAAUAUAAUUAAAUAACACCUUAAAGAGGAAAUAAAUCACUGUUUUAGCUUCA
Ctenopharyngodon idella (grass carp) is the source of this 1303-nucleotide messenger RNA. RefSeq names its product CXADR-like membrane protein. NCBI's taxonomy places the organism in Eukaryota, Metazoa, Chordata, Actinopteri, Cypriniformes, Xenocyprididae. The coding region runs from base 238 to 1137 and encodes 299 amino acids. The record is from RefSeq and is a predicted model, not a curated record. The transcript has 8 exons. Gene Ontology annotation, biological process: response to bacterium.